AUGGAGUCGGACGCACUUGUGACCGACGCGAUUGUCGUCGGUAUCAUUAAGGACGUCAUCAAGAGUUCGGAAUGCCGUCAUGGCUUUAUUCUUGGCGACUUUCCACAGGCGGUCGUGCAGGACAAAAAGCUUGACGAGAUGUUGACGAAGGAAAACACCUUGGUGGAUGCUGUGGUGAUUAUUAACGUGCCGGAAAAAAGUGCUAAUUGA
This is a messenger RNA of Peronospora matthiolae, 210 nucleotides long. Lineage: Eukaryota; Oomycota; Peronosporomycetes; Peronosporales; Peronosporaceae. The record is from the annotation of a GenBank genome assembly.